AUGCUAAAAAUUAUUUUACCCACAAUCAUACUACUACCAACAACCCUCCUAUCUCCCACAAAAUCCAUAUGAACUAACACCACAACCCAUAGUCUCCUAAUCGCCAUAAUCAGCCUACACUGACUAGCCCCAUCCUACUACCCCCUAAAAAACCUAACCCUCUGAACAGGAAACGACCAAAUCUCAACUCCACUACUAGUCCUUUCCUGCUGGUUUCUCCCACUCAUAAUCAUGGCCAGCCAAGGCCACCUUCAACACGAACCCCAUGUACGAAAACAAAUAUUUAUCACAACCCUAAUUAUCAUUCAACCAUUUAUCAUCCUAGCAUUCUCAACAACAGAACUCAUCUUAUUCUACAUCUCAUUUGAAGCAACCCUCAUCCCAACUCUAAUCCUAAUCACACGAUGAGGAAACCAACCAGAACGAUUAAGCGCAGGCAUUUACCUAAUAUUUUAUACCCUAAUUAGCUCACUCCCCCUGCUAGUAACCAUACUCUUCCUUCACUCAAAAACCGGAACCCUUCAUCUACCCAUCCUAAAACUCUCUUACUCCAACCCCUCAACUUCAUGAACAACCCUACUAUCCAGCCUGGCCCUCCUCCUAGCAUUUAUAGUCAAAGCACCACUAUAUGGCCUACACCUAUGAUUACCAAAAGCCCAUGUAGAAGCACCCAUCGCCGGCUCAAUACUACUAGCCGCCCUACUUCUUAAACUAGGAGGCUAUGGCAUUAUACGAGUUACCUUACUAAUAAACCCAAUACCAAAUUCACUUUACUACCCAUUCCUCACCCUAGCCUUAUGAGGUGCUUUAAUAACUAGCUCCAUCUGCUUACGCCAAACAGACCUAAAAUCCCUCAUUGCCUACUCAUCUGUAAGCCACAUAGGCCUAGUAAUUGCUGCCAGCAUAAUCCAAACCCAAUGAUCAUUCUCAGGGGCAAUAAUUCUUAUAAUCUCCCAUGGACUUACCUCCUCCCUCCUAUUCUGUUUAGCAAACACAAACUACGAACGAACACAUAGCCGUAUCCUCAUCCUCACACGAGGCCUACAACCACUCCUACCCCUAAUAUCCCUAUGAUGACUCCUAGCCAACCUAACUAACAUAGCCCUUCCCCCAACAACCAACUUAAUAGCAGAAUUAACAAUUAUAAUCGCCCUCUUCAACUGAUCCUCCCCCACAAUUAUCCUAACCGGAAUUGCCACACUCUUAACCGCCUCCUACACCCUAUACAUACUCCUAUCCACCCAACGAGGCACCCUACCAUCCCACAUCACAACAACCAUAAACUCAAACACACGAGAACACCUCCUCAUGGUCCUCCAUAUCAUUCCCAUACUCGCCCUAAUCCUAAAGCCAGAACUAAUCUCAGGAACUCCUUUAU
Molecule: messenger RNA, 1378 nt
Organism: Coturnix japonica (Japanese quail)
Lineage: Eukaryota; Metazoa; Chordata; Aves; Galliformes; Phasianidae
Source: the annotation of a RefSeq genome assembly